AACAACGUAGUACAGCACUGCGUCUACUCUAGCAGUGUAUCAGUACUCAGUAGUAUUGGUAGUCUGCUACUGCGCGAUGUGUACGUUGCGUGAGAGAGCAUGAGAGUGAAUUUUCUUGGUGUCUGUCAAUAAUGUGCCAGACAUAAAUCUGACGUAAUUUUCUAUUAUUGUUUAGUGUUGUUUGUCGAAUUCAGACGCGUUGAAAUUGCAUAUCAACCUAUCCCUAAAUACCAGUAAGAAAUGAGCUUUCCAUUUCGUGGUAUUUAUUACUUUGAACUGUUUUCUGAAAGAUGGCAGGGAAUGAAAACACGACGACUGUGCAGGUGAAGGUGGAGAAACCUGAUGAGACUGCUUCCACGUCAACUGCAGAAGUUGAACACAGGAUUAUUGCCUUGGCACAGAAAAUACCAAAGGGCAUUUCUGACAAAGAUAUACAAAAUGAAAUGCCGGAUUUGCAGCCGCAACAGAGAGCCACUGUAAUAAACAAGUUACUUGCACAGGGAUUUUUUGAUCUCUUCAAUCAAAAAGGAACACUACUGUACAAAUUGAAAGACCCGUCAAAAAAUCAGAAUGUUAAAGGUGCUGACAAUGAAGAAAAAGUGGUUUACAGAAUCAUUGAAGAGGCUGGAAACAAAGGAAUCUGGAUCAGAGAUAUAAGACAUAAAUCCAAUUUGAUACUCACACAGCUUAAUAAGAUAUUGAAAAACCUGGAAAAUAAGAAACUAAUCAAAGCUGUGAAAUCGGUAUCUGCAAGCAAGAAAAAAGUUUAUAUGCUUUAUAAUCUGGAGCCAGAUCGUUCAGUCACAGGUGGAGCCUGGUAUUGUGAUCAGGAUUUUGAAGCAGAGUUCGUUGAUGUGCUAAAUCAGCAGUGCUAUAGGUUUUUGUUAACCAAGACUGAAGCUGCAACGGAAUGCAAAGGAGGGCCAAUAGCAGCAAGAAAUAUUUCGUAUGCUUCAUCAAAGGAUGUAUGGAAAUAUAUAAAUGACCUGGGCAUCAGCAAAGUCCAAUUAUCAGUGGAAGAUAUGGAAACGAUUUUGGAUACUCUGUUAUAUGAUGGAAAAGUUGAACGUUCGCUAUCUGCUGAGGGAAAUUUUCUAUACAGAGCCAUUAAAAGUUUGCUACCUUCACCAGGAACUGUGACUAUGCCAUGUGGAGUGUGCCCUGUAUCUCAUUUUUGUAACGAAAUUGGAUCCGUUAAUCCAAGAAAGUGUGUUUAUAUGAAAGAAUGGCUGGAGUAAUAAAUUCCCUUUGCUAUGCUGUAGAUUGAAACAGAAAAUCCUUUUGAGUGGAAGAAACCAAUCAUCCUUCUUUGUAAACAUUAUUGUCUUGUUAAUAAAAAAUUUCAUGAGCUCUA
Messenger RNA from Schistocerca americana (American grasshopper), 1354 nucleotides. It is a transcript of the gene Polr3F, whose product is annotated as DNA-directed RNA polymerase III subunit RPC6. Gene Ontology annotation, biological process: transcription by RNA polymerase III. The coding region runs from base 291 to 1238 and encodes 315 amino acids. The transcript is spliced from 7 exons. NCBI's taxonomy places the organism in Eukaryota, Metazoa, Arthropoda, Insecta, Orthoptera, Acrididae. The record is from RefSeq and is a predicted model, not a curated record. Gene Ontology annotation, cellular component: RNA polymerase III complex.